AUGGAUCGAAAUCAGAAAGUUCGCGAGUUGGCAAACCUUCUUUACUCUAACGUCUGUGCCGGAGAUUUGGAGCGCAUCAGGACCACGGGUGCCCUGACACCGACAAACAGUCUCCGGCACAGGGCUACGCGAGAUCGGCUGCGGUUCGCCCGUGAUCUUGAAGGGAGGUGGUUUACAUUUCAGCUGGUGCAAGAUGCAGUGCGGUUUCUGCUAUCCGAUUUUCAGCUGGAGAUACCAUCCACAACACCGGGUUUCUCAGAAGAGAAUUGGGUUUCGCAAAGCAGUACCAGGUUGUUGCACCUUUUGCAAAGAUCACGGCGAACCGUGGCGGGCGACGCCAUGGACACUGCGGAAACGCAGCUUCUGGAUGAGAUGGAGGAUGGCUUGCACUAUUGA
Molecule: messenger RNA, 396 nt
Organism: Symbiodinium necroappetens
Lineage: Eukaryota; Dinophyceae; Suessiales; Symbiodiniaceae
Source: the annotation of a GenBank genome assembly